GCGCGCGCUAAGAGCGGGGCCGUCUGCUUACUGGGCUGCGUGAUGUGGCUGUGGCUCUAGUCGCGAGUGCACGACUUUCCACAAAGAGCAUCGCCUAAACAUCGUGAGAGCAAACUUCCGGAGAUCGCUACUAUUAGGCGACGUGCAGAGAGGAUAGAAGUCAUUGGAAAAUCUCGACGCUUGCUGUCCUGUUUGUAGGUGAAGGGGGAAAAAGAAGUGCGCGGAGUAAUAAUAACACAAAAUCAACACGUAGCCGGUGGGAUUUCAGAGUGGGAGCCAGUGAGAAAGAGAGACGGACGGUUACAAAACACGCAAGUGUGGAGCAAAUAUCGAACGGCUUCCUUACGGUUUUAUGUGCAUACUGUAUGUGGAGGACUUUUAAAUAACAAUCAUCGACACGAGACCCUCGUCUUCUGUGCUGGAAAGUGCAUUUUUGAAACGGGAAUAAUGAAGAACGUUUGGAUAAUCCUUACACUCAGCCUGGUGGUGUCUGCAUCGGGGGAGACGGUCCAAAGAACCUCAGAUGAUAAAACUUUGACAGAAGAAAAAGAUCUUUACCUAGACGACGGCUCGGGAGGUUAUCCUGUAGAUGAUGAUGACUUCAAUUCAGGGUCAGGUUCAGGCAGCGACGUCGUCGUUGAAGAGGUGGACACUGUGAGAAUACCUAAUUUGUUUCCAAAGAUGCAACCGACCAGGGACUCAACUAAAGUCUUCACACCAAAAGUUGAGACGUCAACAGCCAAAGCCAAAAUGAUUCCGAAGAAGCCUACCAGAACAGAGCAACCAGAUGUAAUCACAGAAGAAGGCCGCAGUUCAGAUGACCUCAUUAGUACAACUAGCAAACCGUCUAAGACAGCAAGCGGCAAUGUGAACACAGAUGUAUCUGCAGAGAAACAUCCAGAAAGCCUCUUCCAGAGAAAAGAAGUCUUGGCAGCUGUCAUUGCAGGUGGAAUCAUUGGGUUCCUGUUUGCAAUCUUCCUCAUCUUGCUGCUGGUGUACCGCAUGAGAAAGAAGGACGAAGGCAGCUACGACCUCGGCGAACGCAAACCAUCGAGCACCGCCUAUCAGAAGGCUCCUACCAAGGAGUUUUACGCGUAAAACAAACGAGAAAAAACAAAACACAAAAAACUGUGCAGGGUCUCUUAUAGGAGAUUAAAGAACUUUAAAUAAAAAUAAACACAACGUUAAAAAGAGCUUUCGCAUAGAGUAAUGAAGACCGUUUUUUUUUUUUGUUUUUUUUACCCUUUCCUUAAAAAGUCAAGAUGGUGAUUUUAACGCAAGUCCCAACGUAUUUAAAUAUUUCAUGUAUUCUUUGAAAGGCUGAAGACUAAGACAGAAUAUAAAAAAAAAAAAAAAUCGAACAGUCGGAGUGGUGCAUCUCAGAAGCCAUUCGUUUCUCCUGACUGUUUUAUUUUUUUGUUUUUCUUUAAAGUGGUACGUGUAAAAAGACAAUGGAGAUUGAAUAUAAUUGUUUUGUAUCUGUCCUGUUUUUUUUUUUUUCUUGGUACUUAUUUUUUUUUUUUUUUUUGGGUUGGGGGGUUGUUCUUUUCAUUUGUUCAUAGCAUGUCGCAAGGUGUAUUUCUUUAAUUUAUCUGUUUUUUCAGAUAUUAAUUGCCUUUUUUUUUUUCUUUUCACUAGUCUUUCACGGUGCAAUUUUGUCAUCCACGGGAAAAAAAAAAAAUAUAUAUAUAUAUAUCAAAUAACAUUGAAUUGGCGGCACGGUGGCGCAGUGGGUAGCGCUGCUGCCUCGCAGUUGGGACACCUGGGGACCUGGGUGCGAUUCCCGGGUCCUCCCUGCGUGGAGUUUGCAUGUUCUCCCCGUGUCUGCGUGGAUUUCCUCCGGGCGCUCCGGUUUCCUCCCACAGUCCAAAGACAUGCAGGUUAGGUGGAUUGGCGAUUCUAAAUUGGCCCUAGUGUGUGCUUGGUGUGUGGGUGUGUUUGUGUGUGUCCUGCGGUGGGUUGGCACCCUGCCCAGGAUUGUUUCCUGCCUUGUGCCCUGUGUUGGCUGAGAUUGGCUCCAGCAGACCCCCGUGACCCUGUGUUCGGAUUCAGCGGGUUGGAAAAUGGAUGGAUGGAUAACAUUGAAGUGUAAAAGUAAUUUCUCCCUAGAGGUGCUUUGUAACCUUUUGUUCUCUUCUUUAUUAAAAGUAGGAGUCCCACUGUGCUCUCUCUUUCUCGGGUAAUGUAGCUUGUGACGCAUUGGCCGCAGCAGCAUCAAACGUACGAAUUGGUCCUGACCGCAAAAUAAAGUGACGUCUGUUACCGACUUGGCAACUCUUCUGAUGAGGAGGACUUUGAUGUAAGCUACUGACACGCCUAAGGAAACCCAAAGACUUUUUAACAGUAUUCUUAAAGAGAGUUCUUAUGGCCACAGUCCUGUCCCUUUUCCAGUAGACCUUUAUUUUUAAUUUUUUGAUUAGAGACUGAACAAAUAUGGAUCCAGCUGCUUAAAAGUACACAUAUAAAUAUAUAUAUAUAUUUACAAAUGUUUUAAGCCUUUGAAGUGCCUACCAUUCUGAAUUGUGCUUGUUUUGAGAGAUUUCUGUAUAACAAUGUAUUACAAUGAUUUUUUGCUGGCAUUUUAUAAGCACAGGCAAACUGUAAUGGUAACUUUUGUAGUCUUAAAAAAAAAAAAAGAAGCAGACAGUAUUGUAUCUAUAAUUUCAAACACACUACUGAAUAAACAUUGUGGCCUAAUACUAA
Molecule: messenger RNA, 2703 nt
Organism: Erpetoichthys calabaricus (reedfish)
Lineage: Eukaryota; Metazoa; Chordata; Cladistia; Polypteriformes; Polypteridae
Gene: sdc2
Product: syndecan 2
Exons: 5
Coding region: 448-1098 (216 amino acids)
Biological process (GO): cell migration
Cellular component (GO): cell surface; membrane
Source: RefSeq, a predicted model, not a curated record